UUACGUGUUCAGUAUACGCCACUUUCUUACGUACCUACUACCUCCUUUCAAAGUCUAGAUAACUUUUAUCUUAUAAGAUAACGUAAAAAAAUAUCCAAUAUAGGUUCAAACAGACUAAAUAUUGCAAAUUUUUCUUCGGUAGUUCCACCUGCUGCAAAUAAUAAAUAACAAUGUCUUCGACACAUAUUUUUAACGUAGAAAUGACUUGCGAGGGCUGCUCGGGUGCCGUCGAGAGAGUAUUGAACAGAUUAAAAGGGCAAGGAGUUGAUGACAUCUCAAUCUCUCUUCCAGAACAAAAAGUAUCUGUUACAUCAACUCUCAGCGCCGAUCAGCUGCUUGAAGUUAUAAAGAAAACUGGAAAAAAGACAGCAUAUGUUGGAACGCAGUAAAAUUUAUUGUCAUACUUGACUAUGGUUAAUGUACAUAAUGUACAACAUGUAAAUUAUAAAAUAUUGUUAUGGAUCCAUGUUUAUGAUUUUAAAGAAUAUUGAAUUAUUACCAUUAUUAUUAAUAUUGUAACUAAGGAGUCAUCAGAUUAUACUAGGUAUAAAGAUAAUUUUAUAAUGUUAAAGCCAGUUUUAGUGUUAUCAUUUAUCUAUGUCAGCUUUAUUAAUAUAAAGUCAUAUAAAGGAGGUCUUUGUCAUAAAUAUAUGAAACAGUAUUUAUUUUAAUAAAUAUUUAUUUUUAUAUAUAAAUUUUA
This is a messenger RNA of Danaus plexippus (monarch butterfly), 700 nucleotides long. RefSeq names its product copper transport protein ATOX1 (gene Atox1). The transcript is spliced from 2 exons. Bases 171 to 389 code for a protein of 72 amino acids. Gene Ontology annotation, biological process: copper ion transport. Lineage: Eukaryota; Metazoa; Arthropoda; Insecta; Lepidoptera; Nymphalidae. Gene Ontology annotation, cellular component: cytosol. The record is from RefSeq and is a predicted model, not a curated record. Gene Ontology annotation, molecular function: metal ion binding; copper chaperone activity.